This is a messenger RNA of Erinaceus europaeus (western European hedgehog), 2307 nucleotides long. RefSeq names its product lysophosphatidylcholine acyltransferase 4 (gene LPCAT4). Gene Ontology annotation, molecular function: 1-acylglycerophosphocholine O-acyltransferase activity. Lineage: Eukaryota; Metazoa; Chordata; Mammalia; Eulipotyphla; Erinaceidae. Gene Ontology annotation, biological process: phosphatidylcholine acyl-chain remodeling. The transcript is spliced from 14 exons. The record is from RefSeq and is a predicted model, not a curated record. The coding region runs from base 551 to 2104 and encodes 517 amino acids. Gene Ontology annotation, cellular component: endoplasmic reticulum.
CUCAGGUCCUAGCCCGAUGGCGUCGCCUAGUCCUGGCAGGAAGAGGGCAGCCUGGUGGGGUGCAGGGGCCGCGACAGCCAGCGGAGAAGGGACCCCGCCUCAGCCUGGGGCUGCUGACCUCCCGCCACCGCCCGCCCUCCCAUCCCCGCCACGGUGAGCAGGAUGCUCGGGCGGGGUCGGAGGGCGCCGUCAGCUCCGCGCCACUUCGCGGCCCCGGGUGCAAGAUGAAGCCGACUUGCGCGGGGAGCAGCGCCCGGGGCAGCGCGCCGGCUCCGCACGUGGCCCGGCGGCCGCGGAACAAUGGCCGGAGGGGCCGUGGGAGCCGCGGAGCCGGGAGCCCAGCAGGCACGCGGGGCGCCGCAAGCCCCGCCCCUCCGGCUCCCUGACGACGCGGCCGGGCCGCGCAGCCCGCUCCCCGCCCCUCGGCGCCCUGCACCAGGCGGAGCCGCGGCCACAGCGCCGCCGUCCGCAGCCGCAGCCGCUCCCCUGCACCGUGGGGGCCGGGGCUGGGACCGGGGCGCCUGCCCGCCCUCCUCCUCCUCCAGCUGCUAUGAGCCGGGGCAGUCCGGGGGACUGGGCCCCCCUCGAGCCCAACCCCGGACCCCCAGCGCCCCCGAACCCCUUCGUGCAUGAGUUGCACCUCUCCCGCCUCCAGAGGGUCAAGUUCUGCCUCCUGGGGGCACUGCUGGCCCCCAUCCGGGUGCUUCUGGCCUUCAUCGUCCUCUUUCUCCUCUGGCCCUUUGCCUGGCUGCAAGUUGCUGGUCUCACUGAGGAGCAGCUUCAGGAACCAGUUUCAGGAUGGAGAAAGACCAUAUGCCACAGUGGGGUGCUGGGCCUCAGCCGUCUGCUCUUCUUCCUACUGGGCUUCCUCCGAAUUCGCGUUCGUGGCCAGCGGGCCUCACGCCUCCAAGCCCCUGUCUUGGUGGCUGCCCCCCACUCGACCUUCUUUGACCCUAUCGUCCUGCUGCCCUGUGAUCUUCCCAAGGUUGUGUCCCGUGCUGAAAACCUCUCUGUGCCUGUCAUUGGAGCCCUUCUUCGCUUCAACCAAGCCAUUCUAGUAUCUCGCCAUGACCCAGCUUCUCGGCGCAGAGUGGUAGAGGAGGUCAAAAGACGGGCUACCUCAGGAGGCAAGUGGCCCCAGGUACUAUUUUUUCCUGAGGGCACCUGUUCCAACAAGAAGGCUUUGCUUAAGUUCAAACCAGGAGCCUUCAUUGCGGGAGUGCCUGUGCAGCCUGUCCUCAUUCGAUACCCCAACAGCCUGGAUACCACCAGCUGGGCAUGGAGGGGCCCUGGAGUACUCAAAGUUCUCUGGCUCACAGCCUCUCAGCCCUGCAGUAUCGUGGAUGUGGAGUUCCUCCCUGUGUACCACCCCAGUGCUGAGGAGAGCCGGGACCCCACCCUCUAUGCCAACAAUGUCCAGAAGAUUAUGGCACAGGCCCUGGGCAUCCCAGCCACGGAAUGUGAAUUUGUAGGGAACUUGCCUGUGAUUGUGGUGGGCCGACUGAAGGUAGCCUUCGAACCACGACUCUGGGAACUGGGGAAGGUGCUUCAGAAGGCUGGGCUGUCCCCUGGCUGUGUGGACACUGAGGCAGAGCCAGGCCGAAGCCGAAUGAUCAGCCAGGAAGAGUUUGCCCAGCAGCUCCAGCUCUCUGACCCCCAGACAGUGGCUGGUGCCUUUAGCUACUUCCAGCAGGAUGCCAAAGGUUUGGUAGACUUCCGAGAUGUGGCUCUGGCAUUGGCAGCGCUGGACAGGAGCAGGAGCCUGGAGGAGCUGACUCACCUGGCCUUUGAGCUCUUUGCCGAGGAGCAAGCAGAGGGGCCUGGCCGCCUGUUGUAUAAAGACGGCUUCAGUACCAUCCUGCACCUUCUACUGGGGUCCCCCCGCCCGGCUGCAGAGACUUUACAUGCUGAGUUAUGCCAGGAGGGACCCCACCAAGGCCUCUCCUUCCGUCAGUUCCAGGACUUCUCCCUCCACGACCCGCUCCACUGGAAACUCUUCAGCACCUACCUGCGUCCCUCCCAGCUGCUGAGCACCUCUUCCCCAGGCAGUCCCUGUGCCCUGGCUAACGGGACUGUGCAAGCACCCAAACAGAAGGGCGACUGAGGGCCUUGACCUCCCUGCUUGCAUCCAGACUCAGGGCGCCCUGGGCUCACCCUGGGCCUCCCUCAUACCCAUCUUCGCUCCUGCUUGAUUGUUUUCGUUAGAGGUGUUUGUUUUCUUUUCUAAGUUGAUUUUCAUUUUUUCUUUUUUCUUUUUUUUUGUAAAAAAAUAUUUUAUAUAUAAAUAUAUAUAUAUAUAUAUCUAUA